CUAGCCGACGUUAGCUGCAUAAACGAAUAUUAUAUCCUAUCGUUACAAUAGUGUAAUUGUAGCUAGUGGCUUAAAUUUUUAGUGGCCGAACUUAUAAUGAUUUUCAAGUGUAUGUUAUAGUUUUUCCUUACGACUAGUUUGCAAAGGAUCUGCAAAUGCUUGAGUAGAGGUUGGUGUGCAGCCCAGGGGGAGAUCAUGGAAUAUGAGAGGCGAGGUGGCCGGGGGGACCGAAUGGGACGCUACGGCAACAACCUGGACGAGCACGAUUACAGGGACAUGGACUAUCGAGGGUACGGGCACGAGGAGGGCGAGCCGGGCGGCGGGUUUGAGGACCGAGGGAUGGACGAGAGGCCCUUCCGACGGGACGACAGAAUGGGGGGAGCGAGGGGGAGGGGGUACGACUCGGGGCCUUUCCCCGACAGCCGUCUGGGGUUCCGGCAGAGAGGCAUGCGGGGCGAAGACGGCAGGCCUGGGAAGGACUUCCCCCGCGGCCCCCACCCACACGCCCAGCCCCCGCACCCCAGGUUCAGACGGGAGGGCCGGGACUAUGAGUUUGAGAGGGAGUACUUCGACAGGGAGCCCGAGGGCCGCAGGAGAGACUUCCGCCCUUUUAGGGGCAUGCAGGAGGGGGGCGUGGGAGGGGCCUACCCCGAUUCUGAAGAGGACAACCCCAGAGAGAUGGAGGAGGAGGGUGGCUGGCACAGGAUGGAAGCUGGUGCGCAAGAUGACUUUCCUGGUGGACGGAGAGGAGAAGAAGGAAAGUUUUCAAGGGGGCCAGACAAGAGACAGCCUCAGGAUUUCACACAGAAGCGAGGGGGCUCAGAGAGGGGAGACCGGGGGCAUGGCAACGGCCCAGAGCCUCCUGUGGAGGAGUCCUUGUCUGGGUUCCCCACCGACCCGGACCUCCGGGACCAGGACUAUCGAGCCGACAUGGACCAGGGCCAGAGGCCCAGCAACAUCAUCAUGCUCCGCAUGCUGCCGCCCACCGCAACCGUCAACGAGGUCAGCACUCUCACCACGAUCCGCUCACAGCUGCAGGAGCAGGGGAUCCAGCCCAGAGAGGUACGGCUGAUGAGGAACAAGUCUUCAGGUCAGAGCCGAGGAUUCGCCUUCGUCGAGUUUAGUCACUUGCAGGAGGCCACGCGCUGGAUGGAGACCAACCAGAGGGUGCUGACGGUCCUGGGGCAGAGGGUGUCCAUGCACUACAGUGACCCCAAGCCGCGCGCCAAUGAGGACUGGCUGUGCAACAAGUGCGGGGUGCAAAACUUCAAAAGGAGAGAGAAAUGCUUCAAAUGCGGAGUCCCAAAAUCAGAAGCUGAGCUGAAGUUGCCCCUGGUCCAUAAAGAGGUUCCCAUAGCCCAUCUGGGCCACCUGAAGGAGUCGGUGCAGGGACUACUGCCCCUGCCCACCAUCCACGCCCCUGCUGCCCCCGUGCUGCCCAUAGUGCCCCCUCAGACUGGGGAGGUGGCCAAUGACACUCUGAUCCUGAGAAACCUGGGCCCCCACACGGCUCUGGAGUCCAUCCUGGCUGCCCUCGCCCCCUUCGCCACACUCUCCCCGUCCAACGUGCGGCUCAUCAAGGACAAGCAGACGCAGCUCAACAGAGGCUUCGCCUUCCUGCAGCUCAGCACCAUCGUGGAGGCCUCCCAGCUGCUGCAGAUUCUGCAGGCGCUGCAGCCGCCCCUCACCAUCGAUGGGAAGAUCAUCGUGGUGGAGUUUGCCAAGGGCUCCAAACGUGACGUGUUCAUGACGGACGGUAGCCGGGUCAGUGCUGCUACAGUGGCCAGCACCGCCAUCGCAGCUGCGCAGUGGGCCGUCACACAGACUGCACAGAGCGCUGCUGCAGGGGCCCCGGGAGGAGAGUACGCUCUGUACCAGCAGGGGGCGUCUGCGGGCCUGUACGGCCAGGAGGGGCAGGAGUACCUGGGGGCUGAGGGGCAGGGCUACGAGGGCCCGGUGGCGGCCGCAGCAGGUGUCCCAGCAGCCCAUGGGGCGGGCCUGAUGGGGGCUUACGGAGGUCCAGCAGCAGCUGCAGUGUCUGUGGAGCCUGAGGUUCCAGGAGUGGAUGCAGCUCAACUUGCACAGACGCAGGCAUCUGCACAGCUGGUCACCACGGCGACCGCCACACUGCCUGUUCAGGCAGCGGUAUACACACAGCCUCCUGCAGCCCAGAAGACGGAGAUCAUUGGGAAGCCCCAGCCUGCAGUUCCCAGUCAGCCAGCCACGCCUGGCACACCCCACGAGUUCCAGCAGUACCCCGUGCCAGACGUGUCUACAUACCAGUACGACGAGAGUUCUGGGUAUUACUACGACCCGCUCACAGGCCUCUACUAUGACGCCAACUCCCAGUACUACUUUAACUCCCAUACUCAGCAGUACAUGUACUGGGAUGGUGAGAGGCACACCUAUGUCCCCGCACCCCCCCAAACCCCUGGAGAGUCUUCCAGUGCCUCUGCAGCCUCUGCCAACGCCCCACCCUCAACCCCUGCCCUCUCCACUCCAAACGCCAAGGACAAAAAGGACAAGCCCAAAACCAAAACAGCCCAGCAGAUAGCCAAGGACAUGGAGCGCUGGGCGAAGAGCCUGAACAGACAGAAGGAGAACGUGCGCUCUCUCUCCGGGGCCCUCUCCUCGUCCGCCGUGUCUCUGCCCGACCAGGCCCGCCCCCCCGGGCACGGGCGGCUCGACGACCGCCGGGAGUCAGCCAGCGCUGACGCCGGCUACGCCAUCCUGGAGAAGAAGGGGGCACUGUCAGAAAGGCCACAGACACUAAUGGACCAACUGAAACGUGUUGACGAGAGAGGGCGGAUCAGCCCUCCUCAGGGCCUGGUGGCGGCCUACAGCGGGGAGAGCGACAGCGAGGAGGAGGGAGGCGCGGAGAGGGGGAGCGAGAAGGAGGAGAAGCUCACAGACUGGUCCAAACUGGCCUGCCUGCUGUGCAGGAGACAGUUCCCCAGCAAGGAGGCCCUGCUCAGGCACCAGCAGCUGUCCGAGCUCCACAAGCAAAACCUGGAGCAGAGGAAGUCCCGGCAGCCGGAACAGGAAGGAGGGGAGGGAGAGCUGAGGUACAGAGACAGGGCAGCCGAGAGGAGGGAGAAGGGAGGUGUCCCCGGGGAACCUGAUGGCAAGAAGAGGAAGUACAGUGCCAUCGAUGGGGUCGCUGGCAACAGCCUUGGUGCACGGAUGCUCCAGGGAGGAGUGAAGAGGAGUCUUCUUGUUCGGAAUAUCCAAGUGGAGUGAAGAAAAUCCAGCACCAUAGCAUGCACCAAGCACCCAGACUUUAGAUUUCUACAAACUCACAAAUUGUACAGACUCAAUGCAACACCAUGAGUGACAAACCGUGCAUUUAAUUAUGAAAAUUAUGCUACGAUUUUUGCUUCCUUUCGGUCUAGCUCCAGUGACCUAUCAAACGUUCCCAAUGAAGGGAUGGCUGGUUUUGUCUGUGCCAAAAUGGCCUUGGUGGAUGGGAAGUUGGUUGUGCAGGUUGGCACUACAGUACAUACAGAUGAGGCCCUGAUCACGGUAGAUGACUCUUAGCGUAUGAUCUGGCUAUGCACCUUUGGCAUAUGCCCUUAACAGAGAUCUACAGACUUACUUUCAGAGUGGUGGUCUGAAUUGAGCCAAGAUUUGGCUUCAGGUUUAUUGUUGAAGCAUAAUUCCGUGAACUUGUUUUUAUAGUCACGGCUAUGAAAUCAUACGGGGAAACUUAGUUAGGACAGUGCAUUGCGGGGAGGAAAAAAAACACCGUUCUAAAGACUGGGCUAGCUGUCAGGGUUUGGUAACUUGUUAAUUGUGUGCGUGCUGCUCACCCUUAUUCGGUCUGCCGUCAUGAAAACGUGACCCUUUUCUGAGAGAUUUGGUGGAAAACUAAAUGCCACGGGCAGGACAGCUGGUUACCUUCAAGAGGAACAUUUUUUAUUUUUGAAAAAUAAAAUGACUUUAAUUUAAAAAAAAGAAAAAGAAAAGUGAAUUAGGUUGGUGAAAUCCUGCCUUUCGGUGUCAUCAGUCUUGGCCCAUGGACCCUUACCUGCUUAAAUUUAAGUGCUCAAAGAGUGGAAUCACGCAGGUAAAUUCACUGCCACUACACAUCACCCAUUUUACCCAGUGUGCCCGAGAUGAUGGUGCUAUGUGGAGCUUUGCGUUUUCCGCGUGUCAUUUUCCGCUUUUGUGAGCCUAUGGUUCCGGCGGAGCUCUCAAUCUUAGUUAACCGCAAUAUCAAUACGAGAACCGUAGACAUCUCGUCUUUCCAGAGCACUGGAGCUAAUAUGAAGGUACAUACGUUCAAAUACAUUUGAAUUCAUUUCAGACUGAAUGAAAAAUGAAAUGUUUUCCUUUGUAUAGAAAUUGCAAUGUCUAGAAUUCAUAAUAAGCUAGAGCUCCCACCAUGGUUACAGAGAGUCCAUGUUGAUUUACAAGUGUAGUAUGGGGUACCCAAGCUUCUACAAAGAGACACUUUAAUUUUAUCCUUGCAAUGGCUACAGACUUGCCUGGUUCUCAAAUUUCCAUUGUGAGGUAGACAAGUUUGGAACAUAGAGCAAACUAUAGGAGACUAUAGGAAAAAGCUAUCUGUCAUAGCUUUUUAGAAUGCAUUGUACAGAAUCUAGGAAUUGCUUCACUCAAAAAAUGUGAACUAUGCAUUUAGCAACUAAUGAUAGUUCUCUGCCCCAGAAUGUGUAAAGUAGCCUUUUUAUAUCUUAUGUUUUACACUAGCUCUGUAUGCAAUGGGAUGUGCUGACUUGAUCCACGGCAAAUUUAUUUGAUGGUAUAUUUUUUUGUAUUUUCUAACAAAUGAGAGUUUUGUUCAUUAGCAUUUUCAAAUGUGACUUUGCACAACAUGUCUUAUGGUCAAAGAAGAAUAACCUAUGUACAGUACUGUUACUUGUAUAAGAUGUUGUCAUUGUAAUGAAUAUUUCUGUCAGUCAUAGGUGUUGCUUUCAGAACCAGAACUGGUUACUUUUAUCAUUUCUUCGUUGCCUGGAGUAAAUCCAUUGCCCCUCGCCUUCCUCCAGGGGCUAGGACAAGGCCUGUUUUCCUGGAGAAUUAUGAAAUGGCCCUCUGACUAAUGUGUUUAUCAGUCGGUACUUUGGAAUUUUAAGAGUAGCCGUGCUUUAAGUAAAACUUAUUUUUUUAGCGUGUCUUCAAAAUGUCAAGCAUUUUCAUGUGAUUAAAUUUAUAACUCCAUUGUAAAAUAUGUGAUUUAAAGUGUAAAUUUCAUACAUAUUAAAGUGAAAUUAAAGCUUCCCCGCAAAA
Molecule: messenger RNA, 5250 nt
Organism: Conger conger (European conger)
Lineage: Eukaryota; Metazoa; Chordata; Actinopteri; Anguilliformes; Congridae
Gene: rbm10
Product: RNA binding motif protein 10
Exons: 23
Coding region: 196-3240 (1014 amino acids)
Biological process (GO): mRNA splicing, via spliceosome
Cellular component (GO): nucleus
Molecular function (GO): RNA binding
Source: RefSeq, a predicted model, not a curated record